Aspergillus nidulans FGSC A4 is the source of this 1404-nucleotide messenger RNA. RefSeq names its product pfkB family carbohydrate kinase superfamily. Bases 1 to 1404 code for a protein of 467 amino acids. The transcript has 7 exons. NCBI's taxonomy places the organism in Eukaryota, Fungi, Ascomycota, Eurotiomycetes, Eurotiales, Aspergillaceae. The record is from RefSeq and is a predicted model, not a curated record.
AUGAAUCCAGUGCUUAGCGACAGUGAGGCCUAUGAUGAAAAGCCAAGCAUUUCCUUCACAAGCCUUGGUCUCCUAGUGCUCGACGAGAUUCGCCUACCGGGCCAGGAGCCAUUGACCGAUAUCCUCGGCGGCUCAGGAGCUUAUGCUUCGCUCGGUGCUCGAUUGUUUCUUCCUACUCCACUGAGUCGCUCCCUUGGCUGGAUGAUGAAUAUAGGGAAUGACUUUCCCGAGCUAAGACAGCGCUAUCUCGAAAGCUGGGGUGCUACAAUGAUAUCAUUCAUCUAUGCAAGAAUCAAGGCUAACUCAUCCUCAGCCAAAGACUUCAUGUACACAACAUCAAUUCUCCAGGUUGACGUCAGUAGCUUGAAGAGUACACCACUCUCAAGGUCGAAAGCCUAUCACUUCCUCGAAUCUCCGGCAAAUAUCAGGAGCCGAGCCUCGGAAAUCUUAGCUCUUAGACAGGGUUUCGGCAUACCGAACCCGCUCAUCAUCUGGGAACCCGCCCCCCUCUCCUGCAAAGCAGAGAACUUGCAGCCAUGCAUAGAGGCCACAGGUACUGUCAAUGUAUUCUCACCGAAUCACCUAGAGUUGGCCCGCCUUUUCGGAGAACCAUUAUCCACCCGCUUUCUAGACAAAGAGAAGAUCCAGUCUAUGGCGCUGGAGUUUCUAAAUACAAAUGAAGGUAUCGGUCCCGACGCGAAGGGGUUCAUGAUCGUGCGAGCUGGCGAGGAAGGCUGCCUUGUAUGCGCGCGCCAUAUCCCACCUACGUGGCUACCGCCUUUCUACAGAUAUGGGCACGACAAGGUGGUCGAUCCGACUGGAGCAGGGAAUGCGUUUCUUGGUGCGUUUACCAUCGGGGACCUUCUGACGGAAGAUGCGGUCCAGGCAGCUUGUUAUGGAUCUAUUGGUGCAUCAUUUGCGCUGGAGCAAGUUGGGUUGCCGCGACUGACCAGGAACGAAGGGGCAUCAGCAUCUGCAGAGCUGUGGAACGGGGAGAAUGUACUUGAGCGGUUGAGCGAGUAUAAACGGAGUAUUGGAGGUGCAGAAGUCCUCGGCCACAUUGACCACAUUACGAGCACCGCCCAGAGCAUUCAAGACAGCCGGAUGCUCUUGGAACCGCCGCAACGCGCAAAGCCAGCCGCUUCAAGUCUGCACAACGCCGGCUAUUUUAUGCGGGAUCCCCACCGUCUGAUAGUCUUCGUCUUGGUUAAACAUCGUCUCCCGAAGCAGCAGCUCCUCAAGUCUAGCGGCGGUCUUGUGAUAUACAUCAAUGAAGAACUGGUCAUUCAAGAAACACGCUCAAAGAUCUGGGCCGAUCCAGAAGACCAUAAAACGCUGAUAAUUUCAAGUGUGGCUGCACUCACCAAGAACGACAGACCUCUCAAUAAUGAAACCCCACGAUAA